This is a messenger RNA of Lactuca virosa, 1827 nucleotides long. Lineage: Eukaryota; Viridiplantae; Streptophyta; Magnoliopsida; Asterales; Asteraceae. The record is from the annotation of a GenBank genome assembly.
AUGAUUAGUUGUCUAGGGGAAGACCUACAGUUGCAAAUUUAUAUAAGUUAUUGUUCGACUGGAUCAGUGAAAUUCUGUAGCGGUCAUCCAAGUGUGAGUAAUGAUAGGUUGUCGCAGGAUGCUGAGAACAAAACAUUAUUGUAUAAUAUGGUCAUUAAGAAUUAUUCCCAGGUUCUCAAUUUUGAAAAUCUUUCAUGGACAACAGCUUCAUCAAGAUUGUACCUUUCACCAUCUACUCUUGCACUCAAGAUUCCAGCAUGCAAGGGUCGUUGUUUGGUUCCUUGGGGAAAGAAUUUGCUUUUGAUUGGAGGGAGAAUUUCCCUACCAAGUGUAUGGGAUUUUGAUGCAGAAACAGAGACUUGGUCACUUAUGGAAGCAAGAGGAUCCUGCCCACACGAUAGAAACAAAUAAUAGUGAAAAGGGCAAACUCAGUACAACAAUAUUAGAACUUUUCUUUUCUAUUUAUUGAAGGUAAAUUUUGAUUAUGAUCAGCACCAUUCUGCACUCACAGUAAAGGCGGUAAAAGUAGAACUGUAGAAGGAAUAAUUCAAGUGAUUUGUCAAAAAUUCGUUUAUUACUAAAAACAUAAAAUGGUUAUAACAGGGGUCAAAACUCUCAAAUUUGUUGGAAAAUUAGUAUCUUCAUAUCUUAUGAACAGUACCCGGGGUUAGGUGCUGUUCAUAAGGAUGUUGUGUUUUAAAAUCACACAUUUGGCCCCGCAACGCGGGGUAACUCACCUAGUUAUUUAUGAUUUAUGAUGAUUGUUUUACGUUUUAUUAACUCCUGCUUAUAAGAUUUGAUAGGAAAUCCUACCAAAAUAAACUAUUUUUCAAAUUUUAUUCACAAAGUUUUAUUUGUGCAAUAUUUAUUAGAUAAAAUGAUUAAUAUAGCCAUUUUUAUUUAUUACUCAUCACUUUUUAACCAAAAAUUAUCAAUUAUCCCAAAAUAACCAAUGAAACCGUAUGUAUCUUAAAUCUCCUACUGUUUCGCCAAAUACCUACAGUUUCAGUCUUUGUAUAUAAGAUUUUUUUUUUCUUUCAAAAAACCAUACGAAACCGUAGGUUUCUCAAUAACCUACGGUAUCAUUUGAUAAGUAUACGGUUUCCCAAACCGUAGGUUUCAAGAAACCUACGGUUUCAUCGAAAAACCUACGGUUAUGGUACUUUUUUUUGAAUAUUUGACUACUAUUUGGUAUAAGUUGACUAUUGUUUUAGGUAUUUUGACUAUUACAUCAUACCUACUAUAUAAUACAAGAAUGUUAUGAUUUAUAAGUUAGUGUUUCAUUUUUCUGAUAUUGUUUUCUCUAAAAAAAUUAUAGUAUGAGUUCAAUUGAGUAUUUCGUAUUGCUUAUCGCUGACGGAAAAUGAGAGUUUGUUGAUUCCCGAUUAUCAUAUUUAUGGCCACCUUGAUACAUUCCGAGAAUGUUUCGUUACGGUGUUGAAUUUUACGAAACCACCACAUUCAGUGAAUUUGUUCAUUUGGUGAAAAGUAAGACUAGUAUUCUCAAUGAAUCAAAAAUCAGUCUGCCUUAUCAACAUGCUGAGCAACUGUAUUAUUGUUCUAUUAUUGAUGAUCGUGACAUUAGAAGGUUGAUCAAUGUAAUAAAUGACGUUGGAGCUAAAUAUGUGUAUGUGUAUGUGGUGGUUGAAGAAGGUGUUGAGGCUAACGAAGUAGCUCAUAGAGGAAAAGUAUUUGCAGCUAACAUAUCUAGUGGAAAAGGGAGCAACAACCCAGUAGGUACUUUUAGAACUCCAAGUAUAUCUCAUUAUCAUAGUGUUGUUGAAAAUGUAAACGUAGUGUCAGAACCGAUUAUGUAUUUGGAACCCC